AUGUCUCGAUUUUCCCUUCAAGGUCGAACUGCAUUAGUCACUGGCGGUGCACGCGGGUGUGGUCUGGCAUUCGCACGCGGUCUGGCCGAAGCCGGUGCCAAUGUGGCUAUCUUUGACGUGAUUCCCCCCGAAGCAGAGUUCGAAGCUAUCGCGACCGAGUGCGGCGUGCGUACUGCAUACUACAAGGUGGAUGUAUCCUCCGAAGAGUCCCUCGAUGCCGGCUUUAAAGCCUUUCAAACAGACUUCGAUAACGCUCUCGAUAUCUGUGUUCCUUGCGCGGGGAUCAAUCGUCACCAACCCUUCCUAGAGUUCACCUACGCGGACCACGCCGCUCUUCUCGGAGUCAACGUGUUGGGCGUGCACAUGACGGCCCAACGCGCGGCAAGGCAGAUGAUCGCCAAUGGAACACAAAAGGGCAGUAUUGUCUUGGUGGCCAGCAUGGCCAGCCACAUCGCUGUGCGGUCACAACUGUGCAGCGCGUAUUGUGGUUCCAAGGGGGCCGUGAGGGCGAUGUGUCCGGCCAUUGCCAAGGAAUUGGCCCAAUAUAACAUCCGAGUCAAUUCGAUUUCACCGGGAUAUGUUCGCACGGAAAUGACGGCUGCUUUCCCCCACCUGGUCGAAGAGUGGAAACGCGAUGCGAUGAACGGUCGACUGGCCGAGCCGGAGGAUAUCAUGGGCGCAUGUGUGUUCCUGGCUAGUGAUGCUAGCUCGUAUAUGACUGGGGGUGAUAUUGUGGUCGAUGGUGGUGUGACAAAAUGGUGUAAUCUCCUUCGCUACGGCACUCCUGUUCUCCUUCUCGAUGACCGUCCCGAUCAGACCUCGACUGGCAAAGCGGACGGGUUGCAGCCGAAAACUAUCGAAACGCUGAAACAGCUUCGUCUUGCCGAUCCGUUACUGCGACAUGGCGCCAAGGUCUACGACAUCUCAUUCUGGGACUCCACACCCACGCAACCCCUCCGUCGCACCGGCCGCAAGAUCCACUACCCCGACCACCUAGUCGGAGCCCCCGAUCCAUACAUUCUGCUAGCCCACCAGGGCAUGCUGGAGGACGUGUUUAUCAAGGACAUCGGAAGCCGAGGAGGAUCAGUCUCGCGGAACAGCGAAUUCGUGGACGUGCAGAAAGACGAGGCGGGCGACCUCAAAGUCACGUACAAGGACCUGACCACGGGGGAUGAGCGCGUCGUCUACGCAAAAUACCUGGUUGGAUGUGAUGGCGCCCGGUCGAAGGUGCGGGACUUCAUUCCCGAUGCGCAGUUGGAGGGCGAGAAGACGAAUGCUUCGUGGGGAGUGUUGGAUGGUGAGAUCGAGACUACCUUCCCUGAUCUCUGGAGCAAAGUCGCCGUCCGGUCCCGCGCAGCCGGUUCGAUCUUGUGGAUUCCUCGCGAACGCAACAUGACUCGACUUUACGUGGAGUUGAGUGCCACCGAUGGUGAGCGGGUGCCCAAGUCCAUGGCUACACCGGAGUAUGUCAUGGCUCGAGCGCGGGAAGCCAUGAAGCCUUUUCCGCUAGAAUGGAAGAGUAUCGAAUGGUUUGGCAAUUACAUAGUCAAUCAGCGUGUCGCGCGUAAUUUCUCCGAUCCAGACAAUCGCAUCUUCAUUGCCGGUGAUGCUGGUCAUGUCCACUCCGCUCUUGCCGCACAAGGCGCCAACACCAGCAUGCACGACUCUCUCAACCUCGCCUGGAAGAUCAAUCUCCAUUCCCGCGGUCUCGCUACGAACAACCUCCUAUCCAGCUACUCCACCGAACGUCGAAAGAUAGCCAACGACCUGAUUGCUUUCGAUGCCAGCCAUGUCGCUGCUUUUGAACAGGGCGAGGCUGCUCUCGCCCGCAACUUCGAUGAGAAUAUUCGGUUUAUCGCUGGUUUCGGGGCAGAAUACCUUCCAGGAGACUUGCUCACGAGAAGAUGGGAGGGCACACAACUCCAAAACGGACACACUAGCUCCGGUUUAGGAAGGGUGAAACCCGGUUCUCUCCUCCCACCUUCUCUCGUGACGAGGUAUAUCGAUGCAAACCCCGUGCCAGUGCAGUUGGAUAUUCCUCUCCUUGGUCAAUUCCGGGUGUACCUGGUCGUCCCAGAUAUCCGGAGUGAGAACGAGUUUCUGCAGAAUUUCUGUGAGGAGGUGCUGGGCGAGGGAAGUGCAUUGGCCAAAGCAACCCAGAAGGCAGCCCAGAGCUAUGCAAGCAGCGAACGGAAGCAGGCGACGGAUGAUGUGUACUUGGGCCACGCGCGGUAUACGACGGUUUCGCAGGUCGCAACCAUCGCCUUGCUCACCACGGCCUCACGCGAAAGCUUCGAGCUCGAAGAUCUACCUGACAUGCUUCGGCGAAGCCGCUGGACAGUGUACCUUGACGAAGCGGGCGAGGAGAAGGGCGGAUGUACGAGGAGGUGGUUCGGGGAGGCGGAUGCGGCGCAGACGGCGGUGGCUAUUGUGAGACCGGAUGGGAUGCAUUUGAGUACCGACAGUCAAACCUAG
Molecule: messenger RNA, 2475 nt
Organism: Aspergillus aculeatinus CBS 121060
Lineage: Eukaryota; Fungi; Ascomycota; Eurotiomycetes; Eurotiales; Aspergillaceae
Exons: 11
Coding region: 1-2475 (824 amino acids)
Molecular function (GO): oxidoreductase activity; FAD binding
Source: RefSeq, a predicted model, not a curated record